Rhopalosiphum padi (bird cherry-oat aphid) is the source of this 3068-nucleotide messenger RNA. RefSeq names its product IQ and ubiquitin-like domain-containing protein. Gene Ontology annotation, biological process: cilium assembly. Lineage: Eukaryota; Metazoa; Arthropoda; Insecta; Hemiptera; Aphididae. The record is from RefSeq and is a predicted model, not a curated record. Gene Ontology annotation, cellular component: motile cilium; acrosomal vesicle. The coding region runs from base 253 to 2331 and encodes 692 amino acids. The transcript has a single exon.
UAUAUUAUAUGAAAAAAAAAUUAAAUGUCUUAAUUAUUAAUAAAUAACAAUUCCAACCUGCAACCCGGGUCGCCAUAGCGAUUUAAGUGUGAUCAAUAGUACUUCCCUGAGCUGGUAUAGGACUACAGAUCGUGUUAAAUCAUCCCUCCUGCGAAAACCGUGAAUAUAUAAUAUCGUAACGUCGCCCACCCUUAACCUAUAUUGAUAAAUGUUGUUUGAUGAUAAAGUAUAAUAUCGUCACUCGUUGAUACAAUGCCGGGUAAAGCGUGUCAAAGUUUUGAAGAGAAACCCGAAAACUAUCGCGGCAACGAGAUAGUGACGGUCAAGUUCCUCACGGACGCUAACGAAACGCUGACGCAAGCGUUUGACCUGAACACGGACAUCGGUGCGCUCAGGUCGCACCUGCAUCGGACGCUGAACGUGGACCAGAACCUGAUCAUUGUCGAGCGCGAAGAAGUGGGGGGAGAAGUGUCGAGUAGACCUCGCGACGAGCAGACGCUCGAGGAACUCGGGGCGACGUCGUUGGGCAUUUUCGAACUGCGCUUGAGAGGUGACGGCGUACGGCUUCCCAAGCCACCCGCGUACUACUUGCCAGCGGUGGACGUCAUCACAGUGGACGUGAACCGCAGGCAACUGGUGGUGGAAAUCGAACGGUGUGGCCCGGCUGACGGCCAUCACAAACGGUGGCUGGGCGGGUACCGGGACAAGCGGACCGGCAAGACGUACCACCACGCGGCCGCGCAGACCGAUCCCUGCAGGCCUGUGGUCAGCGACGCGAACGUCGUUCACCGGACGGACGGCCGGACGCAGACUUGCAUGGACAGGGCGGUGGGCCGGCCGACGAGCCGAACGACGUGGACGCAGACCAAUCACGACGAGUUUUGCAGCGGCGGUUCCGUGUACAUGAUGGACGGAAAGCAGGUGAAGCCCGGACGUUACCACAGUUAUGAAUCAUGGUUACGGGAAGAUCACGUCCUGAAUAGCGUGCUCAAGAUACAGCGGGCGUUCAGGAGGACUUUGGCGGCGCGCAAGAGACGGCGUCUGGCGGCUGCAGCCGAAGCGGAGAUGGACGACGAACAGCGACGGCUGCUGCUGCGGCAGAGGCAGUCGCGCAGCACGACGUCGGGACCGGACAGCGGUGCGGUGGUAACAUCGGCUCUGGAAUCUAAGCAGCAGCACUUCUAUUCGCUGUACACGAUGAUCGGAAAGUGGUGGAAGAAGGAGCGACAGCGGAUCAAGGAGAUCGAGGCGGAGAAGUCUAGGAAGGCGGCGCAGAUGAACCUGCUCAAGAAAGAGAUCAAAUUCCUGUUGGAGAUGGAGAAACAGCGGUCGGAUCUCAAGUACGAGCUGACCAAGCACGACGACGUGACGUUCCUGAACAAGACGUCCAAGCCGAAGAUGUUCAAGAACAGAGCGGGCAAGCUACUUACCGUGGACACGGUGGGCAACCAGAAGGCCCGUGCACUAAAGGAGAUCUACGCGAAAAUCGUGAUCCCGCACGAGGGUGUGAACCGGACCGAAGCAUUGGACGAGCUGCACGCCGCGGUGUCUGGGUCAUGUUACAAGUACAAGGAGCACUUACUGGCCGCCGUGGCCGUGGAAAAGGGCCUGGCUGCAAUGGGCGCGGACGCGGCCAGCCUGCGGUCGGCGCGGUCCCGGGUCGAGCAGAUGUUUCGUCACUACAUCCGGCAGCCGGACGUAAACCCGGAAGCGGACUCGUACUACCGGCCCACCGAGAAGCGGCUGCUCAACGUGUACACGUGCAUCCGGUGCAAACGCAACUUGGCGGCCACCGACUUUUCGCUGGAGAGCCGCGUGAACCGGACCAACGUGUGCGCCAGUUGCGAGUGGACCGAACAGGUGGGACACAAGCGCAUCGAUAUGGCGCCGUACCGACGGAUGCUGAAAGCGCUCCGGCACGACGAGAUGCAGAUGGCCGCGUACGGAUCCGAGUGUUUCCUGAUGCAGCCCACCGAGGUGUACCGGCUGGUGUCCGUCGUGUGGCGUGAGAAGUCGGCGGUCGGCGAGUCGGGUCAGCUCAACGGGCUUCGACUGGUCCGGUGGCGCCGUCACGAGCCCUGGUCUCCGUGGAACUGCGUACUGCUUACCAAGGCAGAAGCGGAGUCCCACUGCCGGCUGGACGGCGACCCGGCCGACUGUUACGACGAUCAGUUCGUCCGGUCCGUCACCAACAAACACCUGAUGGCCCGACUUCAGUUCAGCAACCUGGUGCAGGCAGUCGACCACCGGACCGCCGCCAACAGGACGAAACCAUUGUCGAAACAUUGGAAAACCGUCGCUGAUCGUUUUAACAUCAAUACGCGGAAAUAGACGCGUAGGUAAGUAUCGGCCAUUACCCGCACUGUGCUGCUGGACGAGUCUGUGCCGUUGAGGUUGAAUCGUAUAAGUAUAUUUGGAACUUUUAGAAUUUUACCGCGGAAAACUUCGUGAUGUAGGUUUAGGGACCAGACGUCUAGACAUUUUAUCCAAGUACACAGUUGUACGAUUAGGAGGUACUCUGGUACUCAACUGGCAGCUGAUGAUCAUUAUUACUUAUUAAGUAGGUAUACAUAAGUAUUAUAUUUAUAUAGGUAGUAGGUACAUAAAAUAUAAAUAGGCUUUGAUCAAAAUUGAAUUUGCAUAAAACUAUUUUUGUUUGAUUAGUUGAUGAGAAAUGAUAUUUCUAGGCUAAUUGCGUAAGAAUGAGAGAUGGGUUUGUAGGGAUCAGGAUUACCUAUCAAGAACUUGAAGGUUUGUGCGUGUUUCAGUAUUUGAGUGCAACGGCAUGGAAUAUUUUGUGAUAGCAGUGGACACACAUCGGACAGCAUUAGGCUAAUGUUUGAAUGGAUUGUGAAGAAGUUGUUACUCGUUAGUCGUUACUAAUGCAAAUAAUGCAACUCGUGUUAUAACCAUAUAAUUGGAGCAUGUUUUAAAUAUUAUACAUAAAUAUUAGAUAUUUUAGCCACACUACAAUUAUAAAGGUACCACAAUAUGACAUAACCAUUUACCGGUGAAAUAAUUUGUUUAAAAUAAUAAUAAUAGGUAAUUGGUACUUGUAUUUUGAAAUU